Messenger RNA from Benincasa hispida (wax gourd), 2501 nucleotides. RefSeq names its product pentatricopeptide repeat-containing protein At5g56310. Gene Ontology annotation, molecular function: RNA binding; protein binding. NCBI's taxonomy places the organism in Eukaryota, Viridiplantae, Streptophyta, Magnoliopsida, Cucurbitales, Cucurbitaceae. The record is from RefSeq and is a predicted model, not a curated record. Gene Ontology annotation, biological process: RNA modification.
CGAACAAAACAAAGACAGCAUUUUUGUUAAACCCAUUUGGUAAUGGAGUUCACUCUCCAAUGUAGGCUUUGAAAUGCGUUGGUCUCUCUCCCUCCUCUGCAAAUCGUCUCCUUCCUUCGCUAAACCCACCAUUUUCACAGCCCCUCUUGCAUUCACUUCCCUUCUAAGCAACUGCCGCCACCCUCUUCACCUUUAUCAAAUCCAUGGCUUCAUGUUGCACAGAGCUCUCGAUCAGGACAAUCUCUUUCUCAGCCGAUUCAUCGACGCUUGUUCCUCUCUUGACCUUUCUUCAUACGCCUUUUCCGUCUUCUCAAACAAAACCCACCCAGAUCUUCGUCUCUACAACACCGCAAUCAAAGCCCUUUCUCAGACCUCCUCUCCCCUUAAUGCCAUUUCACUUUACACCAGGAUUCAGAUUGAUGGAUUGCGCCCUGAUUCCUACUCUAUUCCAUUUGUUUUGAAGGCUGUUGUUCAGUUAUCCGCCGUUGAAGUUGGGCGGCAGAUUCAUACCCAGACGGUUUCUUCAGCUUUGGAUAUGGAUGUGAAUGUUGUCGCUUCUUUGAUUCGAAUGUAUUCUUCUUGUGGGUUUGUUUCUGAUGCUCGUAAGCUGUUUGAUUUUGCUGGUUUUAAGGAUGUGGCUUUGUGGAAUGCUAUGGUUGCUGGGUAUGUUAAAGUUGGACAACUUAAGAGGGCGCGUAAAGUGUUCGACGAAAUGCCUCAAAGGAAUGUGAUAUCUUGGACUGCUUUGAUUGCUGGGUAUGUACAGACCAAUAGGCCCGAUGAAGCGAUUGAGCUGUUCAGGAAGAUGCAGCUUCAGGAAGUGGAGCCUGAUGAAAUUGCAAUGUUGGCUGUGCUCUCAGCUUGUGCUGAUCUGGGAGCUCUCGAGCUUGGGGAGUGGAUCCAUAACUAUAUUGAAAAGCAUGGUUUGUGUAGGACUGUUCCAUUAUACAACGCCCUUAUAGAUAUGUAUGCAAAAUCAGGCAACAUAAGAAGAGCACUGGAAGUUUUUGAGAAUAUGAAGCAGAAAAGUGUCAUAACUUGGUCCACCAUGAUUGCUGCCUUGGCUCUUCACGGGCUUGGAGGAGAAGCCAUUGACAUGUUCCAUAGUAUGGAGAAGGCAAAAGUUAGGCCGAAUGAAAUAACUUUCAUAGCAAUUCUAUCUGCUUGCAGCCAUGUUGGGAUGGUGGAUGUGGGUCGUUAUUGUUUUGAUCGAAUGCAGUCAAUGUACAAAAUUUUGCCAAAAAUUGAGCACUAUGGCUGUAUGAUUGAUCUGCUGGCUCGUGCUGGUUAUCUUCAAGAGGCACAGAAACUGCUUCACGAUAUGCCAUUUGAAGCAAACGCAGCAAUAUGGGGGUCUCUUCUUGCUGCUUCCAAUACACAUAGGGAUGCUGGGCUCGCAGAGCAGGCUUUGAGGCAUCUUGCUAAGCUAGAGCCUGAAAAUAGUGGGAAUUAUACACUUUUAUCCAAUACAUAUGCUGCUUUAGGAAGGUGGAAUGAAUCUGGGAUGGUGAGGAAGGUGAUGAGAAAUGCAGGUGUGAAAAAGGCUCCAGGUGGAAGCUUUAUUGAAAUUAAUAACAGAGUGUAUGAAUUCAUGGCUGGAGAUGAGUCAGAUCCUCAGUUAGAUGGGAUUUAUCAAGUAUUAUGCAAGCUAAUUCUGCACUUGAAAAUGGCCAGGUCGUAUCAGGAGGAAAUAGGAAUGGGGUGAAGCAGCAGCUAUAUAUUUUUUUAUAUCUAUGCUACUUGCUGGCUCUGGCUAGUCAGCUCGAGCAUAAUUCAGUCGAUAAGAUGCCAACUAUUAUCAUCCCAAAAGUUGGUGGUUUGAUCCCAACCUUGAAAUUGUUCAUCAAAAGUACAAAAGAUCGUCAUCUUUAGACACUUGCAGGGUCAUGGAUCUGUGUUGUCAAUGCAGUUUGCAAAGGAACCGUCUUGUGUGAGCUCACUUCAUUCAUCAUUUCAUUUUUGGACAGAAUUCUUCAACCUUAUGGUACAGGUUUUAGUUCAAGAUCCAGUUACUGUACUAAUGUGGAGGCUGAAGUCGGGUGGUUAGCGGGAUCAAGAUGUUGGUAAACUCGUCCGAUACGGGUCGAAAUAACUGAAAAGAGUUAAAGAGGUUUAACAUCUUCAUGCUACUCAAAUGGGAAGCAAAGGGCAAGGGUGAUAUUUGGAAGAUGUAAUGACCUUCAUUUUUUCCUAUGUUUCUGGAACAGUCCAUUUAUAGUGAAGCAAGGAUACUGGACAUGAAGAGUCUUCUUAGUAUUCUAGUUUCAUUUUCAGAAGCUUGCACCUCUCAGUUUCAAGAGAGAUCUUCAAUGGAAAGGUCAUGUUGUUCCCCCUUUUCUUUUAGAAGUUUCAUGAUACUCAAAGAAACCAUACUUGCAAUUUCCAAUUUUGACUUUUGGGAUCAAUUAAUAUGCUGAUUGAGUUGCAAAUAAUACUUGUUGCUUUUAGAACAACAUAUAUGAGGCAGAGAUUCAAACUUCCAAUUCCAAAGAAAACAUAUG